CUGCCAGAAAUGUUAUACGAUAAAAAAAAAAAAAGGAAAGUUUAACUAUUUUAAAAUCGUUUGAAAUCGUUGGCGCGUGUUGAAGGAACAAAAACAUGGUCACCAAUAUGUCACGGGCGUAAUGUUGUGUUACAUGCUGAACCAAGCGAUCGAUAUCUAAAGCGGUGGCGUCGCGGCGUAUCAGAGGUUAGGAAUCGGAUUCUAUGUUUAUGAAUGCCUCCAAUUAUAAGUGCGGUAGACGAGGCGUGCUGAAAACCGUUGUUUGUACUAAGACUGGCUUUAACGUCAUCUUUUAGCAUAGUGCACGUAGUAAUAAAGUCGUUUCGGGACUGAAUCAACAUACUUCGUUUUUUUGUUUUGAAGGUGUUUUAUUGCUAUUUAUAACUCCAACAGAAAACUUGAAUUUCUCAAAAAUGGAUAUUUGUUAUAUAAAAACAAUUAAAAAGUAACAAAGAAAAAUUGUACUUUAAUAUGACACAUUUUGUUGCUGACGUAAAAAGUUUUGAAAUGGAAAUUGGUGGAGAUGAAAAUAUUUGUGAACAAUUUGAAGAAAAUGAGGAUAAGAAACCUCUUAAAAUAAACAUAAAUGAACUUUUUACUACAGAAAAAUCAAGAAAAAUAAAAGCUAGAAAAUCGGGUACAGUUAGAGGUAGAUCAUCAUUACUAGCAUCAAAAAUAUCUGCUCCUUUAUCUAAUAAAAUGAUGCUUUUAAAGCCAAAAGCUAAACCUAAACCUGUUCCUACUACAAGUUAUACCUCUGCUACUAAAUCAUAUUUUUGUUAUUUUGGUGAUCCAAAAAGUUGCACAUUCAGUACUAAUCGUUUUGACAAUUUAAAACGACAUAUUGCUGACCAUAAAGCUAAGGCUGAACUUAUGAAGCAAUCUGCAACAAGCAGCAAUAGUUUGAAUAUUAAUACUCAGUUGUCAACACCAACAUCAACUAAACAAAAUAAUGUAAGACCCAAAAAAUUGUGUACAAAAAAUAUUAAAUUAGCAGAUGAACUCCACAAGGAAUGGGAUUUAGAUGAAGCUGAAAAUGCAAAUGAAGAUAGGGAUAAAAAUAAAUUGGAUACUAAUACAAUUGAAAAUGAAAGAAAAGAUGAAGAUAACAAAUAUUUUGAUACAAAUACAAUUGAAGGUGGUAAAGAAACAGACUUAGACAAAAGUUCAGCUGAAAAUGAGAAAAAUUAAAAUACAAAUUAAUUUAAAAAUGUGAUUGAAAAUAUACCUCAAAGGACAAGUUGGGGUCUACAAUUCUCAACUACAUGUUAAAGAAUCUGAAACUGGGUACAAAUGAUUUUAAAAAUGAAAUUGAAAGUAGUAAAUUAUUAUUAAAAAAACUGUUAACACUUUGGAUCAAAUAAGUUAUUUAGAAGAAUCAAUGAACAAUAUUUCAAGUAAUAAAAGUAAUCUGAUUGGAGAUAAUUAGUCAAGUGAAUCACUGAUUGAAAAUACAUACUUGGAUAAAGAUCUAAAUAAUCACCUUGCAAAAGAAACAAUGGUUAAGAACAACUUUUUGCUACUUUUUUUUAAAUUCAAUAUAUCUUCAACAUCUUAGCUA
This is a messenger RNA of Sipha flava (yellow sugarcane aphid), 1561 nucleotides long. RefSeq lists its product as uncharacterized. The record is from RefSeq and is a predicted model, not a curated record. The coding region runs from base 472 to 1191 and encodes 239 amino acids. Lineage: Eukaryota; Metazoa; Arthropoda; Insecta; Hemiptera; Aphididae. The transcript has 3 exons.